UUUGCCCUCCUACCCUCGGUAUGGGCUUCUUCCACGGCCCUUGCUCCCCGUGGCCGCGAGGCGCUCCAUCCCGCUAGCGCCAUGUCUCAGGACAGAGGGGCUCGGCCCAAAGUGAAGUCCGAGAGGAGCAAGGAAGGCCGUCCAGGCGGCCGCCGGAAGGCCCGAGGCAGCCAGCCUGCGGAAAGAGGGAGCCUCUCCCCUCGGGAAGCGGUGGCCGGCGGAGGCCACGAGGGCCCGGAGCCCUCUGGCAGGAGCGUGGGGCGCUCCUUGCGGCAGAAGCUCCAGGCGGCCGUGGGCCAGUGCUUCCCCAUCAAGAGUGCCUCUCGCUGGCCCGAGCGCGCGUCCCAGCGCAAGAUCCACCUGCGAGAGCUGAUGCUGGACACGUGUCCCUUCCCGCCUGGCUCUGAGCUGGCCCACACGUGGAACCUCAUCAAGCAGCACACGGCGCCCGUGUCAGAGCAGGAGGCGCUGGGCCCACCGCUGCCGCCCCCCACGGAGGACGAAGAUGCCCGCCUGCGGGAGCGGCGGCGCAUCAGCAUCGAGCAAGGGGUGGAGCCCCCUCCGGAUGCCCUCAUCCACACAUUCGAGGUGACGGCGCAGAUCAACCCCCUCUACAAACUGGGUCCAAAGCUGGCGCACGGGAUGACCGAGCUGGCGGGGGCUGGGCGGGCUGCGUUGGCAGCUGCAGACGAAGGGGAGGAAGAGGGGCAGGGGGGCGAGGAGGAGGAAGACGAGGACCAGGAGGAGGGAGUAGUAGUAGGAAGAGGAGGCGCCUCCGCCUCCUCGGUGGCUCUUCCCGGCAGCCGAGAGGGGCUCCCGCGGGUCCACACCCAGAUCGACUACAUCCACUGCCUGGUGCCGGACCUGCUCCGCCUGACGCAGCUGCCCUGCUACUGGGGGGUCAUGGACCGGUACGAGGCGGAGGCCUUGCUGGAGGGCCGGCCGGAGGGGACCUUCCUGCUGAGGGACUCCGCCCAGGAGGACUACCUCUUCUCCGUCAGCUUCCGGCGCUACGGGCGCUCCCUCCACGCCCGCAUCGAGCAGUGGAACCACAACUUCAGCUUCGACGUCCACGAUCCCAGCGUCUUCCACGCGCCCACGGUGACGGGCCUGCUGGAGCACUACAAGGACCCGAGCGUCUGCAUGUUCUUUGAGCCCCUCCUCUCCCUCCCCGUCCACCGCACCUUCCCCUUUGGGCUGCAGCACCUCUGCCGGGCCGUGGUGACCGGCUGCACCACCUACGACGGCAUUGGGCAGCUGCCCAUCCCCAGCGCCCUGAAGGAGUACCUCAAGGAAUACCACUACAAGCAGCGGGUCCGCGUCCGGCGCCUGGACGCCUGGUGGAACUGAGGGGGGGGGAGCCUUGGUGGGGGUCCCAUCCCAAGCUGGCUGGACUUUGCCCUGCACCCCACUCCAUCUCAAUGGUGCUUGCACCCUUAACUGACCUCCUCCAUGUCUGGCUUGCCUGCCCGUCCCCCUCAAGUGGCCCUCUCCUCCACAUCCCAUUUCACACCUGGUGCAGAAUUCUGUGUUUGCAUUCCUGGGGAUCCCCAGAACUUCUUCAGUCCCAGGAGGGGAGCCCCGCGUGGCCUUCCCACUGACUGGGAAACACGGGUUAGAGCCAGCCCUCCUCCCCCCGACUGGGCUCCCGCCUGCACAGGGCAAGGGUUAGCCCAAACACCACCUUGGCCCCCAGCCCAGAAGAGGGCUUCCAUGGCCUGCCACCGGUCUGUGUGUUACCCACCUGUCUGCUCAGAGAGCGCACACAUCUCUUUGGGCAGCACCCUCUGCUAUUAGGAAAAAGAAGUGGUUUGCAGCCCUGGCUUUCCUCACCCGUCACAACCCCUGAUGGGCACCGGAUGAGCAACCUUAGAGAAAGCACAAAGACCAGGGUGGGGGGUGGGAGGUUGAGGCUGCCCCUGGACCAGCCUUUCGAAGACGCCACGCAGGGGGACAGACCCUCCCUGUUUGGCUUGAC
This is a messenger RNA of Pogona vitticeps (central bearded dragon), 1978 nucleotides long. Lineage: Eukaryota; Metazoa; Chordata; Lepidosauria; Squamata; Agamidae. The record is from RefSeq and is a predicted model, not a curated record.